UUCCUGGAAGGAUUUGAUUCAGAUCUGUAUCUAUAGCAAUGCUUGUCUAGGCACAUAUUAGGGAAUGUGCUGUCAUUCCAGUUUCAGUUUUAUGGUGGUGGGAUCAUGCUGGUGUUUGGGGGCCUGGCCUGCUCAGAGUUCCACACAUAAAGCCCCUGAGUGCCUGUAGCAGCCUGUUCACACUGACCCUGUCCUCGCUGGGCUGUGCAGGCUUUGCUGUGCUCUCUGGAUAACUGUUUAAAGAUGUUUCUGGUGGUGGCAGUUCUAUGUAGUAUAGUGCUGUGGACACACUGUCUUCAAUACACUGAUAUUCAGCCUCAGCCUGAUUUUGAUGUGGAGCAGUUUUCAGGUGAAUGGUAUCGCGUUGGCAUGGCCUAUGAAUCUCCAUUAUUUAUCAAAUAUAAAGACAGACUGCUGAUCUCCAAGGGACACCUGGAUGCUACUGUAAACGGAAGUGCCAGCCUCUCCAUGUGGACAAUGACUGGGCCAAAGAAAUGCACACCUAGUUAUUAUGAUUAUGAGAAGACAGACGUUCCAGGACUGUUCACUUAUUUCAGCGAAAGACACAAGAUAGAGAAAGACAUCACUGUGGUGGAGACCAACUACACUGAUUAUGGACUGGUCCUGAAAUACAAGAAGAUGGAAAAGGAGUACACACAGGCCGAACUCCUGUCCACAGGCCAGAGUUGGAGGAGAAAUUCAGGACUUAUGCUUUGUCUUUGGGCUUUUCUGCAGAGUCUAUCGCUAUGCCAACUGUUAUAGAUCCAUGUCCUAUCCCAGAACCAAAAAACACAACAGCAGCAGUGAAGUAGGAGUCAUCAGAGUCUUGUCUGAUCAUGUUCAGAUGUCAGAUCUCGUCCAUAUGUUGGAAAAAACAACAAAGAACUGCAUUUUCAUUAUCUGUUUAUUUUUGUGUUAUCUGCUUGUACUCUAUAAAGACUGUUAUUCGUUAGUGUGAUAUGAUAUGAUACGCAAUAUUAAGAAAUAAGAGACUUAAAACUAAAGCAGUACUCUUAAUUGUAUAGUAUUAUUUUUAGUGGAUGUUCAUUGGUCCUUGUAGUUUCUGUGUUUUCUAUUCUUAUAUCUUUUUUGAAAAUUGUGCUGAUUGUAAUAAUAAAAAGACAAUAUUGCAGUAUAA
Messenger RNA from Astyanax mexicanus (Mexican tetra), 1138 nucleotides. RefSeq names its product lipocalin 15 (gene lcn15). Gene Ontology annotation, molecular function: small molecule binding. The transcript has 7 exons. The record is from RefSeq and is a predicted model, not a curated record. The coding region runs from base 244 to 762 and encodes 172 amino acids. Lineage: Eukaryota; Metazoa; Chordata; Actinopteri; Characiformes; Acestrorhamphidae.